UUGUAAAAUUUGAGUUUUAAUAAAUAAUUAAAUAUUAACUAAAGAUGUUCAGAAAUCAAUAUGACAUGGAUUGUGUGACCUGGAACCCUAAGGGAAAGAUUCUCCAGAUAGAGUAUGCUAAAGAAGCAGUCAAGCAAGGAAUGAUGAGCCUUGGCCUCAAGUCUGAUACCCAUGUUGUCCUGGUCUCACUCAUGAGAAAUCCAGAUGAGUUGUCCUCUCAUCAAGAGAAGAUCUUUGAAGUCGAUGAGCAUAUUGGAAUUGCUAUAGCUGGACUCCUUGCUGAUGCAAGAAAUUUAUGCAAAUAUAUGAGAAAUGAGUGCCUCAGUUAUUGGUACGUCCAUGAUUCUCAGCAUCCAAUUGCUAGAUUAGUCGCUAAAGUUGGCGAGAAGAGUCAGCAUAAGACUUGUGGCGAUGGAAAAAGACCAUAUGGAGUAGGUAUUCUUGCAGGAGGAUAUGAUUCUUCAGGAACACAUCUCUUUGAAACUCUUCCUUCAGGAGAAUACUUCGAAUACUAUGCUAUGGCAAUUGGCUCAAGAUCUCAAAGUGCUAAAACUUACUUAGAGAAAAAUUAUGAGGGCUUUGCUUCUAGCGAUUUAGAAUCUCUCAUAAAGCACGGAAUUGCAGCUCUUAAAGCUAGUUCCCAAGAAAUUGACCUCUCUUCAGAGAACGUUAGCGUAGGAAUCGUUGGGAAGGAUACUCCAUUCUAUAAACUCUCCAGUGAAGAAAUCUCUAGGCACCUGAGUGAGGGGGCAGACGUUGAAAUGCAGGAUGAUUAAUAUUUGGUUGAAUUAUUCCUCAAUAAUAAUUAUGA
Molecule: messenger RNA, 811 nt
Organism: Moneuplotes crassus
Lineage: Eukaryota; Ciliophora; Spirotrichea; Euplotida; Euplotidae
Source: the annotation of a GenBank genome assembly